GAGUGUGUGUGUGUGUGUGUGUGUGUGCACUGUAGGCCCACUGGGUGGACACCGAGAGGCAGCUGAGGGAGGCUGCAGCGGAGCUUCAGGAGUCUGGCCAGUCAGAAGCCCAGAGGAGAGCGUCCCAGCUCUCAGACCUGUCUCUACUCCUGCCUCCUCACGUUCUGCUCAUCCUCACUCAAGGUGAUGAUAAGGAGUGGGAGCAGCAGUGCUGCUGGCAGACAGAGCUGGUGGCUGGCCUGGACAGGGUGAACGUGUGUGUGGAGAAACUGCAGCAGGACCAUGAGAGAUGGACAGCACAGAGGGGAGAGCAGACGGCAUCAAUCCAUGUCAUGGAUGGGAAACUGAGACAGAGAGAAAUAUGGGAGCAGCUAAACUCCAGGCAGGCUGAACUAAAUGCUGCUCUUAUAGCGCUGCACUGUGUCCGAGAACUCUGCCAGCUCCGCGCAGAAACAGCGCAGUCUGUGUUAUCAGGUUCCUUCUGGUACAAGGAGUUUGGGCUGGCCAGGCUAACGGUCCCCAGUAACCCACUGAAGGUGGUGUCGUUGACCCAGCAGAAAGCCGUGCCUCUCCUGGAGCGCCUCAUUCAGCUACUGGAGGAGAGCAAACAGUCAAGUUUCUCCCCGAGCACCUACUGCCAGCGCAUCUCUGGUACCUCAGCAGGUUUGUCAACAAAACAGACAUUUGGAUUGGAGACAUGUUCUCGUGCAUGGACCGAGUCAGUGCCUGUGGUUAAAGGAAUCUCCACCCAGUCUCUGAGAGACCCAAUGAAGGCUCAGCCUCAGGACCAGGAUUCUAAGGGCCUCGGUGUCCCACAGCCCAGUCCUCCUCACUCACAGACAGCUCACAGAACGACUGCAAUCUCUGAUAUACACUCACAAGAGGGCCAGCCUAUGAAAGAAUCUGUUCAGCCGUCACAUGUCUGUGUCCCCACACUGUCAGAGGAGGAGUGGGAUAAAUUGCUGGAGCUCUCCCCACUCUUCCAGCUGCUAAAGGGUGUGGAGAGGAAGCUCAGGGGCCUGGCGCGAGAUGCAGGACUUUUGAGGGGGGAGCUCGACGGCAGAGGGACCUCUUUUAUUGACUAUCUGGAUGCACAGUGGGAGUGUGAAGGAGAGCUGCUCCAUCUCGACCCAGAUAGUCUUAAUCCCAGAGAGUUCCUGGUCUACCAGCAUGGACUAUUCCUACUGCAAACACUACAUACUCUCAAACUGACUCCAGCAGUGUCACUCCAGAUAGCAACUAGUCUUCCAUCCAAUAACUACAAAUACAACGCCUUCCGAAAUUCCUUCUUUUAUCAGGAAGCUGAGCAGACAGUGUUUGUGCGUCGCCAGAGACUGCAGUCAGUGGGAGGAUUCUCUCUGCUCCUCUUGCACUGUCUGUCACACAUCGCAGUUGGGGAUAUGAGCGUCGACUCCAGUCCUAUCUUCCAACGGACUUUCUUCAAGCUGCUGCAAGCAUGUCUGGGUGAGCUAUUCCAGGCCAGACUAGGGAGUUCCUCAAUGGGUAGGGAGGAUGCUGCUCCACAGAGCUCCAUGCCAUGGGACUCCCAUCCCUCCUCCUCCCACCCCACCUCCCUGCUGGAGAGGCUUCAGAGGCCCAGUCGGGGGCUCCUUUCACAGGAGGAGGUGGAGGGACUUCUGCAGAAGCACAGGGAGGCGUCGGUGUUCCUCCAUGUCGAAAGGCUGUUGAGAGAGAAGAGCUUGGGGCUCCGAAACAUGGAAGUGCGUCACAAAGCCCAGGAAGAAAAUAGUGAUCUAGCUCAGUGAUCUAUGGCAAGACAUGAUGUAGGGGUCCCCGGAUUUUUGGAAAGCGUUUUAGUAAGCGUCGGAACGGAAAAGGUUGAGAGCCCCCUCACAUACAGUACUGAGUACAAUUCAUGAUGGCUGCUCUCCUUAGAAAAAACACAGUUAUGUAUGGACUGGCAACUGAUGAAAGACCAAAACUUUUUCCUUGGAAGUGUGACAGAGAGGUUCUUCAUGCACACGCACACAUAUCCUUUUACAAUCUGUAUACAACCUGACCAUGACGUCACAAAAGACAUCAGACUGAUAUCACUGCAACCAGGUUCGCCUACUGGGACUAGAAUGCUGGGAGGGGGGCGCAGGAGGUGUCCCUCAACCCUAUGUGUGUGUGGAGGCCUAUUUGUGUUGAGACUAUUUUUAGGAUGCUGUUGUCAGUUACAGACACAAUCUGUGAUAUUUCCUGCUGUUCAAUGGUCAUAUCAAUGAAUAACCAUUGGUUCUUGAGGACUCUAACUUAGAAAUGCCUUAUGAACUUAGUGCAACUGCAUUACUCUAUCAUAAUCUAAAAUAUAGGUGGCAUUGCUCCAUGUUUAUGCUUUUUGUGUCAUCUUAGUUUUUGUUAACAAUAAUUGUAUAACUUAAAGAAAUACGUAUGUUUAAAACUAUCAUAUCAAUCUUUUUGAUAAUCUGUGCAUCCAUAGAUAAGUGUAUGAAUUUAAGAGUGGUUUCAUUUUUUCAGCUCCACCACCCUGCUUAAAUGGCAGGGGCUGCUGUUGGGCUGAAACACAGACUCCAGAUUGUGCUACAUAGCAGUGGAGGUUUUGAGUUUUAGAAAAUUGGUCUACACAGUAUUGACACAGGAGUAGAGAUAAGUCUUAAAACCUUUAAACAAAUCUAAGACUGAUUUAUAAACUUUUUGCAAUGCACUUUUGAUGUAAACCGUUAUGCCUGUAUUGCUUGUAUCAACAUUUCUAUGUCUCAAAUGUGCUUGGAAAUAAAUAAACAAAGACCAUGAA
Molecule: messenger RNA, 2758 nt
Organism: Coregonus clupeaformis (lake whitefish)
Lineage: Eukaryota; Metazoa; Chordata; Actinopteri; Salmoniformes; Salmonidae
Exons: 13
Coding region: 333-1766 (477 amino acids)
Source: RefSeq, a predicted model, not a curated record